CAAAAGGAGUAUGAAGUGAAGGCAAAGCAAGCGUUUUUCCUUCAUUUGGUUCCAAAUCCAUUUCGAUGGAAAUACAAAAUGAUUUAGAAUUUAAAUUUUUAUAAAUUUGUUUUAAACAUUUUUUUAUAUAGAAUUAAGAUGUUUUUAAAGUUAUAAACUCAUACUUGGUGGUUAUCGUAUUCGUCAUGAUUUUUUUUUGUUGUAUAUAUAUAUAUAUAUAUACGUGUAUACGAAUGUGGCCAUACCCAGAGGGCUAUCGCAUCAGCAAGACGACUUUCUAGUCAGAUCCUUCCUGUGCUUCGGAUAUGAAGAACUUGAUCGUAGGAAAGAUGAAAAAGGCCCCCUCUUUCUCCAGAACUUGGACUUAAUCCACCCGGUCGUUCUUAUGGAUCUCGAUAUGUUUGGCUAACUACGAUGGAAUAGAGCCAUUCUGAGUAGAACCCCUUCUUACGAUAUGUCAGAGCGGGAUCAGUCAUGUAAUAGCCCCCAGCCCUUUCCUUACGAUGAUUCAUGCCUUGCUCGUGCCGUAAGAAUGUCGUAUGCAAAUGAAUUCACUUUUGGUAUAGAAUAAAUGGGCGAAAGCCCGAUGCAGCAACUUGCGAGGGGUUGUGCUUUGCUACUUGCUUAGGUUUCCAUCUAUUGUAUUUAUCUAAAUGGGAAUGAAUUCGUCCGGCGGGUCUAUCUAAGAGGGCAAAGCGGUGAGCGUGAGAAUAAUUUUUGAUUUUCGAUGUUUAUAUUAAAAUAUAGUUAAAUUUAGUAAUAGAAAAGUGUGUAGUACAAUUAUAAUUAUGUGCAUAUAUAUAAUUAUGUGUAGUUCUAACCUAUAUAUAUCUUUUAUUGAUGAAAAUAUUACUCGUCCAUUUUGAUUCGUUCAAAUUUAACCUACCUAGCUAAUUUGACACCCCUAACAUCAUAGUGUCACAUAUGUCUCCGAGCCAAGUCCUAACCUAGAGCAUUAGUUGAUCUGCGUGAUGAGAUAAGCAAGAAUAUUUCAUGAGAUUAUUUUAUCUCACCUUCUUUAUGAGACAAUAAAAUCGCUAUUUCACUACAAAUAAUGUGAUAAACAAUCACAAAAUUAACUAAUAUCUCCAAUUAAAUAUGAAAUAAAAUUAUUUUUUUUCAAAAUUAUUAUUCUUUAUCUCACGUAUCAAACGACCGUCCAAUAAAAAAAGUUGUGGGUAGGGUUGAAUGCUGCAAAGUUGAGUUUUGAUCACGCGAAUGUGUUAAACUUUGUCACAUGAUCCUCGAAUAUACAGCUUUGCUAUGUUUUUUUUUUUUUUUUCGAUAUUUGAUAUUUAUUUUAUAUCUUAAUUUAAUGUAAAUUUACGUCAUAUAUAUAAAAACUCGAUUAUAAUUUAAAGAAAUGUUCUUUACCAACAAAUUAUAUCCAAUCCUAGUAUGAACUCGGAGUUUUUAAUUAAAAAUUUAAAAACGAGUUAAUUUCUUAAAUAGUUACUCGAUAACAAUUAAUAUCUCCGAAAGUUAUUAAACUUUGUUUUAUGACAUAAAAAUCAAAAAUCACUCAAUUAAUGUUAAUUAUCUCAUAAAGUCGAUUAAUUAUUAUUAUUUCACAUAUAAAAUUAUAUGCUUCAUGCACGGAACUGCCUACGAAACUCUAAUAAAUAAAGCUAAACAACCCAUGCCACAUGUAUUUUCCCUCUCAUCAUAAAAAGGAACCCUAUAACUUCUCUUCCUAUCUCCCAAAGACCAAAAGAAGGAUAAAACAAUUUGCCAUUUUUUUCUCCAUUUUCAAUCAAUCAAAUUUGUGAAUUUUUUUUCUCUUCGAGAACACUCGUAUCGUCGAUUCUUCAACCCCGUUCCUUAAAUGGAUGGUGAUAGACAAUUAUUAGUUCCGCAAGGGCUAACACAAGAAGAAUUUGUUGAGUUGGAACCAUUGAUUCGAAAUUAUCAUACUUUUGAGGAUUUACCAAAUACUUGUACUUCUCUUGUGACGCAACGCAUAGACGCGCCCGUCGAUGUCGUAUGGCCAUUCAUCCGUCGUUUUGAUAAUCCCGAGAAGUAUAAGCACUUCAUCAAAAGUUGCAGGAUCGUAUCAGGUGAUGGCGGAGUUGGUAGCAUAAGAGAAGUAACAGUUGUGUCAGGAAUACCUGCAUCAACAAGUACAGAACGUCUAGAGAUAUUAGAUGAUGAAAAACAUAUUUUAAGUUUUCGAGUUGUUGGAGGUGAACAUAGAUUGACAAAUUAUAAAUCAGUAACAUCAGUAAAUGAAUUUAAAAAAAAUGGAAAAAUUUAUACUAUAGUUUUGGAAUCAUAUAUUGUUGAUAUUCCAGAAGGGAAUACUGGUGAAGAUACAAAAAUGUUUACUGAUACUGUUGUGAAAUUGAAUCUACAAAAACUUGCUUUAGUGGCAAUGUCUACUAUGCAUGGUCACGAAUAAUUAAUCGCGAUAACAAAAGGAUUCAGGGUUUAAAUUUGAUUGUUUUGUUAUUUUCUUUUACUAAUAAGUAUGGUGUUUGGGGCGAAAUGUGCUUCCUUUCAUCAGAAUAGGUAUCGAAUAAGAUUUGAUAAUUUUUAUGUAUUGUAACAGUUACGUAAUUGUGGGUUUGAUUUUUUGAAAUGUUUGUUGUAUUUUUGUAAUUCUUGAAAUAUAUACAUAUAUCUAUGGUUUAUUUGUGAAAUAUAUAUACGUUUGUAUUCGAUUCAAAAUUCUUUAACGA
Molecule: messenger RNA, 2678 nt
Organism: Solanum lycopersicum (tomato)
Lineage: Eukaryota; Viridiplantae; Streptophyta; Magnoliopsida; Solanales; Solanaceae
Product: abscisic acid receptor PYL2-like
Biological process (GO): abscisic acid-activated signaling pathway
Cellular component (GO): cytoplasm; nucleus
Molecular function (GO): abscisic acid binding; protein phosphatase inhibitor activity; signaling receptor activity
Source: RefSeq, a predicted model, not a curated record